Messenger RNA from Cyprinodon variegatus (sheepshead minnow), 3059 nucleotides. RefSeq names its product family with sequence similarity 193 member B (gene fam193b). NCBI's taxonomy places the organism in Eukaryota, Metazoa, Chordata, Actinopteri, Cyprinodontiformes, Cyprinodontidae. The record is from RefSeq and is a predicted model, not a curated record. The coding region runs from base 123 to 3035 and encodes 970 amino acids. The transcript has 10 exons. Gene Ontology annotation, cellular component: cytoplasm; nucleus.
CUGUUGUCUUGACUGGAGGAGAUAGAGAACAUUUUGAGGUCCGAGAAGAAACGAAAGUGUGCUCUUAAAAGCCAUUUAAACUGGUGCAAACUUGACCAAAGGGUUCCGUAAACACCACCGUAAUGGCGAGAAAGAAAAGCAAGCAACAAGGGGUCGGCCAGAAGGAACUUGUGCCUGGACAGCAGACCGUACCGAAGAGCUCUGUCUCUCCCGGCGAUGCAGCUGGUGGUGGCGGCGGAGGAGAUGCUGGGCUGGAAAGGCUGGCCAACAGCAGGGCGAACCAGCCUAUGCACACCUGCUGCCUGUUGUGCCAUCGAGAAUUCAAGGACUGGGGGGCGGGCUCUGUCAACGGACUUCCUGCUGGCCACGGGACGAAGUUGGCCGACGCCGUGCCUGCGCUCUCCCAGGCCUUACUGCGGGAGGCACCGGGGCGCAAGCUGGCCGACGCUGUUCCCUCGCUUUCCCAGUCGCUGCUCGGAGAGGUGCCUCUGUGGAUCUGUCAGAGCUGCUGCAAGAGCGUGGAGGAGGAGGAGAGAAGGAGCACGCAGGAGCAGCCCUCAUCGGUACCAUUGUCACACUCUUCCUCCUGUAAGUCCCAGAGCUGUGGGAACGGUUACCCGGAGCAAAGUACUGUAGACUGGGACCCGAGUUCCUUCCUGUCGGCCCAUAAACUGUCAGGUCUCUGGAACUCGGCCCACUCCAACGGAGGCGAGCACUGCAACCACACCACUUCUUCGCACUCACAACAAGGUCUGUCAUCGCAAGGGCUAACUGCUUGUCACGAGAAACGGGGACUUCACGAAGCACCUGGAAAAUCUGCAAAAGCAUCAAGUCCCAAAGUGUGUCCAUACAGUCACCCGUCAUCCCAGAACUCCAGUGGGUCCUCUGCUGGGAACGCCCAGUCUACCUCAGCAGACCUCUGUAAGACCACUCCCAAGCACUUCAAGACCAUGUGCCGUCGGCCAACGCCACCAGGGGAGGCCUUCCAUCCCAAUGACCACCAUCAACAUGCAGACUUGUCGGUACCGCCCAACAGUCCCACCGGUCUUUCCUCCCAGCAUUCCUCCCUCCUGCCCCCAAAGCCAAGUUCCGGACAGCACGGCCACGUCACCUCGUCGUGCGGCUCUGGCGCUGCAGCCCACAGUUCUUUCACCCCGCUGGUACCAAACCUCCACAGCCCCACAGCCAAACUCAGCUCCCCGAGUCCAGACAGCCCAACGUCGGUUCAUAAGCCCAGUUCAUGCAAAAACUCCCACAUUCCCGCAGUGAACACACAACACAGCAAACUGGGAACGUCUCUAAUGGGCUGUAACCACUCUUGUAACGGACACAACCCAGGAACUGCGGCCCCUUCCAAUGUGGGCCAUCUACCCGGUGGAGCCUGCAGGGAUCAGGCAUGUAAGGGGCACAAAGUGACGAAUGGGGUGCUGUGUCACCUUUCGUCUGAGCUGGAAGAAGGCGAGGAUGAAGACAGCAGCUCUGAGAGGAGCUCCUGCGCCUCCUCAUCAACCAAUCAAAAGGACGGGAAGUACUGUGACUGCUGCUACUGCGAGUUCUUUGGACACAACGCGCCUCCAGCUGCACCAACCAGCCGAAACUACGCUGAGAUCCGGGAGAAGCUUCGCUCACGUUUGACCAGGCGUAAAGAGGAGCUGCCUCAGCGUCAGGACGCAGAACUGACGGCAGUGGGCGCCAUCGACAACAGGGACGUGGACGAGCUGCUGGACUUUAUAAACAGUUCAGAGCCCAAACCUGUCAACAGUGCCAAGGCUGCUAAAAGGGCUCGACACAAACAAAAGAAGAAGGAAAAAGCUCAGCAGGUGAACCUGGGUGCUGCCGGCAGUGAACCCCAGUCCAGUCCGCCUGAGGAGCCCGCAGACGAGCCGAUUCCUGAUGAGCCUGAAGCCAGUCGGCUGCUCGACUGGCCUCAGCUGGAGCUGGAGCGAGUCAACAGCUUUCUCACAAGUCGUCUAGAAGAGAUCAAGAACACCAUCAAAGACUCAAUCCGAGCCUCCUUCAGCAUGUACGACCUCAACCUGGACGUCAACGACUUUCCUAAGAAGGCCGCCACAUUGGAGGGAAACCACUUACUUUCCCAUCUCAACGGCUCCUCCGACUUACAGCAGAUAGAUCUGGACCUUUCUCCUCUUUCGCUGGGAAGCUUUAAGAGCCACCUGGACCUCGUUAAUGGAUGGGAUGACCCAAAUAGCCCCUCGUCUGCCAACGCUGCCGCCAACGCUCCGGCUGGGGUCAGCGCUGCUACAAAGGACACUCAGAGGUUGAACACUACAAGCGGUCCAUCAAAACUGGCGAGGAGCCGCUCCCCUGAAAAAUGCACUUCCGCUGGGUGUGACAGUUUGCCGCAGGUGCCACCCCACGCAACGGCAAAAUCAAAGGAGGACGCCACCGACACGAAGAACACGACUGCUGGGAACGGAGGCGCAAAGUCGAAGAAGAAUAAAAAGCAGCUAAAACAGGAGCAGUCCAUAUUGGAGCAGAGUUCUAACAAACCGACCAAAGCUGCUGCUGGGAGUGAAGCACAGAAAACCAACGAGUCUAAAGAAACGGCGUCUCACAGCUCGAAAUCUGGGAGCAAACAGCCUCAGCAGCCAGACAGCCAGCGGAACGGACCUAAGAAAGCCGAAGAAGGCAGAUCGGCCAAACAUGUAUCAAAUGGAGCAAACGGGCUCCUGGGUGCUCAAAAGGGGAAAACUGACACGGAGAGCCGAGCCGGUCGGUCUGAGCAGGAAGCGGAGAGCAAAGCUCACAGCACAGUUCCUCUGAAUGGGCCUCAGCAGCAGCAAUCCAAGGGGAAAAAUAAGAAGAGCAAGAAUAAGGGAGAAAAAUCCAGCAGCACUAUUGAUGAUGUGUUUCUCCCUAAAGAUGUGGAUCCAACAGAGAUGGAUGAGAUUGAUCGGGAGGUGGAAUACUUUAAAAGGUUCUGUCUUGAUUCUGCAAAGCAAACCCGUCAGAAAGUAGCAGUGAACUGGUCAAACUUCAGCCUCAAAAAAGUUCCUUCCAAUGCAGCUCAAUAACUCGGAUGAGAGACGGAGGGGGAG